Molecule: messenger RNA, 1044 nt
Organism: Protopterus annectens (West African lungfish)
Lineage: Eukaryota; Metazoa; Chordata; Ceratodontiformes; Protopteridae
Product: vomeronasal type-2 receptor 26-like
Exons: 3
Coding region: 1-1044 (347 amino acids)
Biological process (GO): G protein-coupled receptor signaling pathway
Cellular component (GO): membrane
Molecular function (GO): G protein-coupled receptor activity
Source: RefSeq, a predicted model, not a curated record
AUGGUUCAAGGGGCUGAAACAAUUAUACCCUCAUCAGUCUGCAGUGAAAGUUGCACACUGGGAUAUAGAAAAAUGAUCCGAAAGGGUCAACCCAUAUGUUGUUUUGAUUGUGUCCCAUGUUCCCAAGGUGAAAUUGCUAACACAACAGGAUCCACUUCUUGUUUUAAAUGUCCUGAAGAUCACUGGUCUAAUGAGAGGCAUGAUGCAUGCAUUCUAAAAACAAUUGAAUUCCUGAGUUACAAUGAUCCCUUAGGGACAUCUUUGGCUGCUGCAGCUAUUUCCCUCACAUUUAUCUCUCUGUCUUUCUUGCUUAUAUUUAUUAAAUAUCGAAAUACUCCUAUUGUAAAGGCAAACAACAGAGAACUUAGCUAUUUUCUGCUUGCUUCUCUUCAGCUCUGCUUUCUCUGCUCACUUAUGUUCAUUGGCCAUCCUGUAAAUAUAACGUGCAUUCUACGGCAAACAGUUUUUGGUUCAAUUUUCUCAAUGAGUGUAUCAUUAGUUUUGUCGAAAACAGUAACUGUUGUCAUAGCCUUUAAGGCAACACAUCCAAGCAGUGUACUACACAAAUGGUUUGGAUCAAACACAUCAACAGUGAUUGUAUUUUUCUGUACGCUAGGACAAAUCAUAAUAUGUGCAGUCUGGUUAGCAAAUGCUCCUCCUUUUGUGGAGACUAACACGUGGUCUUUAACCAACAUCAUUAUUAUUGAAUGCAAUGAGGGGAACAGAAUGUAUUUUUACUUAAUACUAGGAUACAUGGGAUCCUUGGCAAGUGUUUGCUUUGUACUUGCAUUUCUUGCAAGGAAAUUGCCAGAUACUUUUAAUGAAGCAAAAUAUAUAACUUUUAGUAUGCUGAUCUUUGUUAGUGUAUGGUUAUCUUUCAUUCCAGCAUACCUGAGUACUCAAGGUAAAAAUAUGGUUGCAGUUGAGAUUUUUGCUAUUUUGUCAUCAAGCCUUGGCUUACUUAUUUGCAUAUUCUUAAGCAAAUGUUAUAUAAUUUUAUUAAAACCUGAAAUGAAUACCAGAAAGCACAUAAGGGGGAAGUGA